GCUGGCAACGCGGUGCGUUCCCUGACACUUAGUGGCAACACACGCACAGUUGUAUAACCUAUUCGACGAACAUUUUAUUGUGAGUUGAAACUGUUUUAACUCGUCGCGAAACAAACUAAUACAAAAAUGUCUGGUGAAGGAGAAAAACUGUCGGGACUGUCGAAGCACUUCAAUGGUACAACCAUGGCCGGCCGUGCCAAUGUGGCAAAGGCUACUUAUGCCGUUGUCGGUCUGCUGAUCGCCUACCAGAUCAUGAAGCCCAAGAAGAAGUAAAGCGAAUUCUCCGUACUUUGGUGCCCACAAUUUAGAUGUGCGCAUGAAUUCUGGACAAAUUGUUGCCCAUGUAUAUUUAUGUUUAGUGCAAGAUCUUAAUGGAAUAAAUCACUUGAAAAUGUAAUAAUACUAAAAGGAAACAAGCCAAA
Molecule: messenger RNA, 422 nt
Organism: Drosophila innubila
Lineage: Eukaryota; Metazoa; Arthropoda; Insecta; Diptera; Drosophilidae
Gene: Neb-cGP
Exons: 3
Coding region: 127-273 (48 amino acids)
Source: RefSeq, a predicted model, not a curated record